AUGGGAUUCAUAACCUGUCGGUUUCUUUCCAUUUUUUGCUUCUCUGUAUUUACAGAGCAUGCUGAGGAAUUGCAGAUUCUUCACUAUGAAGAAGGUCAGAAUUACGAACCACACUAUGAUUACUUUCUUGAUGAAUUCAACAAGAAAAUUGGUGGCCUAAGGAUUAUUGCUACUGUUCUAAUGUACUUAUCAUAUGUUGAAGAGGGUGGUGAAACUGUUUUUCUAGCUUCUCAGGAGAAUUUUAGUUCCCUGCCUGGGUGGAAUGAGCGGUCUGAAUGUGCUAAAAGGGGCUUAUCUGUAAAACCAAAGAUGGGUGAUGCCUUACUUUUCUGGAGCAUGAGGCCUGACGCGACAUUAAAUGUAUGUUUAGUUUGGAGUUGCAGUCAUUUGUUAAAUUAGCACUAAGUAUUUGCUCAUUUGACAAAUGAGCAACUAACUAUUUGCUCAUUUGCUAAAUGA
Messenger RNA from Chenopodium quinoa (quinoa), 459 nucleotides. RefSeq names its product probable prolyl 4-hydroxylase 3. Gene Ontology annotation, cellular component: endoplasmic reticulum. Gene Ontology annotation, molecular function: procollagen-proline 4-dioxygenase activity. The record is from RefSeq and is a predicted model, not a curated record. NCBI's taxonomy places the organism in Eukaryota, Viridiplantae, Streptophyta, Magnoliopsida, Caryophyllales, Amaranthaceae. The transcript is spliced from 2 exons. Gene Ontology annotation, biological process: peptidyl-proline hydroxylation to 4-hydroxy-L-proline. Bases 1 to 399 code for a protein of 132 amino acids.